Messenger RNA from Symphalangus syndactylus (siamang), 3225 nucleotides. It is a transcript of the gene CDHR5, whose product is annotated as cadherin related family member 5. Gene Ontology annotation, biological process: cell morphogenesis; calcium-dependent cell-cell adhesion; adherens junction organization. Gene Ontology annotation, molecular function: beta-catenin binding; cadherin binding; calcium ion binding. Gene Ontology annotation, cellular component: adherens junction; catenin complex; plasma membrane. Lineage: Eukaryota; Metazoa; Chordata; Mammalia; Primates; Hylobatidae. The record is from RefSeq and is a predicted model, not a curated record.
GGGUGGGCCUCACGGCGGGGAUGGGUGGCCGUCGAGGGGUGCACCUCACUCACGGCGGGGACAGAUGGCCGUCGAGGGGUGCACCUCACGGCGGGGACGGGUGGCCGUCGAGGGGUGCACCUCACUCACGUUGGGGACGGGUGGCCGUCGAGGGGUGCACCUCACGGCGGGGACGGGUGGCCGUCGAGGGGUGCACCUCACUCACGUUGGGGACGGGUGGCCGUCGAGGGGUGCACCUCACGGCGGGGACGGGUGGCCGUCGAGGGGUGCACCUCACUCAUGUUGGGGACGGGUGGCCGUUGAGGGGCGCACCUCACGGCGGGGACGGAUGGCCAUUGAGGGAUGUACCUCACGGCGGGGAGGGGCUGUGGGAGAGGCUGACGGCCACACCCUGCAGGUGACCCAGCUGAGAGUGUUCGUGUCAGUGCUGGACGUCAAUGACAACGCCCCCAUAUUCCCCUUUACGACCAAGGAGAUAAGGGUGGAGGAGGACACUAAAGUGAACUCCACCGUCAUCCCUGAGACGCAGCUGCAGGCCGAGGACCUAGACAAGGGCGACACUCUGUUCUACACCCUCCAGGAAGUGACAGCAGGUGCCAGUGACUACUUCUCCCUGGUGAGUGUAAACCAUCCCGCCCUGAGGCUGGACCAGCGCCUGGACUUCUACGAGCGGCCGAACAUGGCCUUCCGGCUGCUGGCGAGGGACACUCCGGAGGAGAAUGUGGAGCCCAGCCACACUGCCACCGCCACGCUGGUGCUGAGCGUGGUGCCUGCCGACCUGCGGCCCCCCUGGUUCCUACCCUGCACCUUCUCAGAUGGCUACGUCUGCAUCCAAGCUCAGUACCACGGGGCUGUCCCCACGGGGCACACACUGCCAUCCCCCCUCGUCCUGCGUCCCGGACCCAUCUACGCUGAGGACGGAGACCGCGGCAUCAACCAGCCCAUCAUCUACAGCAUCUUUAGUGGAAACGUGAAUGGUAUCUUCGUCAUCCACCCAGACUCGGGCAACCUCACCAUGGCCAGGAGUGUCCCCAGCCCCAUGACCCUACGUCUGCUGGUGAAGGGCCAACAGGCUGACCUUGCCCGCUACUCAGUGACCCAGGUCACCGUGGAGGCUGUGGCUGCAGCUGGGAGCCCGCCCCGCUUCCCCCAGAGCCUGUACCGUGGUACCGUGGUGCUUGGCGCUGGAGCGGGCGUUGUGGUCAAGGAUGCAGCUGCCCCCUCUCAGCCUCUGAGGAUCCAGGCUCAGGACCUGGAGUUCUCGGACCUCAACUCGGCCAUCACGUAUCGAAUUACCAACCACUCACACUUCCGGAUGGAGGGAGAGGUUGUGCUGACCACCACCACACUGGCACAGGCGGGAGCCUUCUACGCAGAGGUUGAGGCCAACAACACGGUGACCUCUGGCACCGCAACCACAGUCAUUGAGAUACAAGUUUCCGAACAGGAGCCCCCCUCCACAGGUGAACCCCCCUCCACAGAUGUCCCCCCAUCCCCAGAGGCUGGAGGAACAACCAGGCCCUGGACCAGCACCACUUCCGAGGCCCCCAGACCCUCUGCGCCCUCCCAGGGAACCUCCACGACCAGCUCUGGGGGAGGCACAGGCCCUCAUCCACCCUCUGGCACAACUCUGAGGCCACCAACCUCAUCCACACCCGGGGGGCCCCUGGGUGCAGAAAACAUCACCUCCCAGCAACCAGCCACUCCCGGUGGGGGUACAGCACAGACCCCAGAGCCAGGAACCUCUCAGCCGCUGCCCCCCGGUGUGGGAACCAGCACCUCCCAGCAACCAGCCACUCCCAGUGGGGGCACAGCACAGACCCCAGAGCCAGGAACCUCUCAGCCGCUGCCCCUCAGCAGGAGCACCCCAUCUUCAGGUGGCGGCCCCUUGGAGGACAGGCGCUUCUCAGUGGUGGACAUGGCGGCCCUGGGCGGGGUGCUGGGUGCGCUGCUGCUGCUGGCUCUCCUUGGCCUUGCCGUCCUUGUCCACAAGCACUAUGGUCCCCGGCUCAAGUGCUGCUCUGGCAAAGCUUCGGAGCCCGAGCCCGAAGGCUUUGACAACCAGACGUUCCUCCCUGACCACAAGGACAACUGGGCGCCCGUCCCCAGCCCCACGCAUGACCCCAAGCCCGCGGAGGCACCGAUGCCCGCAGAGCCUGCGCCCCCCGGCCCUGCCUCCCCAGGCGGUGCCCCUGAGCCCCCCGCAGCGGCCCGAGCCGGCGGAAGCCCCACGGCGGUGAGGUCCAUCCUGACCAAGGAGCGGCGGCCGGAGGGCGGGUACAAGGCCGUCUGGUUUGGCGAGGACAUCGGGGCGGAGGCAGACGUGGUCGUUCUCAACGCGCCCACCCUGGACGUGGAUGGCGCCAGUGACUCCGGCAGCGGCGACGAGGGCGAGGGCGCGGGGAGGGGUGGGGGUCCCCACGAUGCGCCCGGUGGCGAUGACUCCUACAUCUAAGCGGCUCCUCCACCCUCUACCCCGGCCGCGCGGGCACUGGAGGUCCUGCUCCCCCAACCUCCGACCCGAGGCAGAAUAAAGCGAGGCUCCCGAAACCCAGGCCAUGGCGUGGGGCAGGCGCGCGGGUGCACGGGGGCCCCAUUCACUCGCGUCCCCCAUCGUCAUCAGCGCUUGAGCCCGGGUGUGCAGAUAGGGGCGGCGGGUCUGGCCACGCUGUCCCCACCCUAAGGCUGCAGCACUUCCCGUAAACCACCUGCUGUGCCCGCCGCCUUCCUGAGGCUCUGUGCCAGCUGGCCUAGGAAGUUCCUCUCCCGCUCUAACCACAGCCCGAGAGGGGGCUCCCCUCCCCCCACCUGCACCGGGGAUCUCAGUCACCCGCUCAGCUCAGACCUCCCGCUCCGGACCCUACACAGAGAUUGCCUGGGGAGGCUGAGGAGCCGGUGCAAACCCCCAAGACGAUGCUCCUGGGAGUCGGUGGUCUCAAACACCUGCUGGGGGUCCUAGUCCCCUUCUGAAAUCUACAUGCUUGAGUUGGGGCACAGCAGUAAACACCCCGCCCAGAGGCCCGGACUGAGGCGCGCUGCGGGUGGGCGCGCCAUGUGGCGUGAGCAGGAGCCGGACCAGGAGGCCUAGGGGUGAGAGACACAUUCCCCUCGCUUUUCCCAAGGCCGGAGCCCAGCCUGGGUGCCCAUGCCCAGAACCAUCAAGGGAUCCCUUGUGAGUUGUCAGCAUUUUCCCUAAUGAAAAUACACCAUUAAUUCCUUUCCAAA